AUGUACUUCGCAUUAUUGCUGGCUGUCACUCGGAAAAUUUCGACAACUGUUGUAAACCGGAAAAUGAAAGUCAUACCUAUCCCAGCGUUGAGUGAUAAUUAUAUGUAUCUUUUGAUUGAUGAGAAGACUAAUAAUGCUGCUAUUGUCGAUCCAGUUAAUUUGAAAGGCAUAAAUAAAGCCGUCAAAGAAGCUGGUGUGAAGCUUACUUCUUCCUUGGUUACUCAUCAUCAUUGGGAUCAUGCUGGUGCAACAAAAGAACUUUCUGAUGAGUGUCAUGAAUUGUUGAUUUAUGGAGGUGAUGAUCGUAUUAUAGGUAUUACUAAUAAAGUGAAAGAUGGUGAUGUUUUCAAGAUUGGUGAACUUGAUGUGAAGUGCUUACAUACGCCUUGUCAUACAACGGGCUCCAUCUGUUAUUAUGUCACUGAUGGUAAUGGUGACAAAGUAGUUUUUACUGGCGAUACAUUGUUUAUAGGAGGAUGCGGACGUUUUUUUGAAGGUAAUGCUACAGAUAUGGAUUCUGCUUUGAAUGAAAAGCUGGGCAAUCUGCCGAAUGAUACGAAGAUAUAUUGUGGGCAUGAAUACACCGUUGACAAUUUAAAAUUCGCUCAUUCAGUUGAACCAAAAAAUGAUGAAAUUACGAAAAAGUUAGCUUGGGCGGAAGAACGACGGAAGACUGGUAACUACACGGUACCUUCUACAAUUGAGGAAGAGAAACGUUUCAAUCCCUUUAUGCGUGUUCGGUGA
Acanthocheilonema viteae is the source of this 744-nucleotide messenger RNA. The record is from the annotation of a GenBank genome assembly. NCBI's taxonomy places the organism in Eukaryota, Metazoa, Nematoda, Chromadorea, Rhabditida, Onchocercidae.